AUGUUCUGUACUUUUAUUCUGGCAUUUUCGACUUUCGUAGGUAUCUUAUCAAAGUCGUCGAGAGAGUUUGUUCCUACAGUUGUAGUUAAACAAGAGGAAGAAAGAAAAAAGAAAAAGACAUCGACCACCUCCUUUUUGGAAGAUCAGGGUGUUAAUCAAGCUCUAGAGAAGUCUUCCAGCAAAAGUACAAAGGAUGACAAGUCAUUCCAUAAACAAAGCGGAAAAACAUCUGUGUCUAGUCAAAAAUUGGAUACAAGUCGAGCCAAAAGUGUAGAGAAGUCUGUGAAAAGUACAAGCCAUGAGAUUAAGUCAGAUAUUGGAUCGAAUCAUAAUGUUGCUCAGCAGUCCGUGUCAAGGAAAAUACAAUCUAAUGACAGUCAAACAGGAAAUGUAAAUAAAGAAGCAAUUGUCGUAGAGACUUCCAGUGGUAGGUCGACAGAUUCUCGUAUUGAAUCAAAAGUAGACGAUGCGUCAUCUAGAACUCUGAAAAGGCCUUUGGAUACAAUAAAUAAUUAUCGUGACAGCAACUUGGAAAAGAAACAAACUGAAGCGAAACGAUCAAAGAUCGAGGAUGGCGAGGAAAGUACAACGGAAGAUAACGCGAGAAAGUUAAAAUCUUGCGUCAACAAACCAAAAAUUACUUCCGUUGUCUCCGUGAAGAGUCGGCUUGGCGUGGUGUCACCUAGGAAGAAAUUUGAAGUUCACAGAGAGAAGGCAGACAAUGAAAGUCGAUAUCGACAGAACGAGAAGCGCGUAGAGAAGCAUAGAUUCGAGGGUGUUCGUAAUAAUAAUAACUUUCAAAGGGGAAGGAUUUUCGAGGCAGACGAACGUACAAAGAGGAAUCGCGAAACUGAAUCGAAAUACAAUGACUUGGAUAAGAUUAGCAGUGACAUAAAGACACGAUUGGGCAACUCUAAAGUUGAAAAGCCACAGAAGAACAUAGAGUUAAGGGACAAGGUGAAUUCAACUGUAAAGCCGAAAUCAAUUGGGAAAACAGUGGGCACGAUUAAAGAUCGUUUAGGAAUCGCACGUAUCGAUAGGGCGCAGAAACAGUUAGGGAACAGAGAGCUAGUGGAAUUCAAGAGUAAACCGUUGGAGCAGGAUCGCGACACGCGUUCUCAGAGUAGCGAGGACGAGGAUUAUCUGAAUCUGGGCGCGGAAGAGGAAUUGGACGAUGACGAGCAGUCUGCCGGAAAUUCUGGUCCCAUCAAAUCUCACAUAAUAGCCGUGAAUAAAGUUCUGCCAGAGAAACUUGAAACGAAACGAUUGAAGUCGUUAGAGAAAACCAGCAAGGAGUGUAGCGACGCGGAAGACGUGGAAGACACUAAAAUACCCAGCAAAGUAAUCGUGACACCGAGGCCGUUGAAACCACUGCAACCGACACAGAAACGCGCCACGCAGUCUCUGCUGUUGCGAGCCGUCGCAGAGGCCAACCAGUCUGUUGUUACUCAAAAGAAUCCAGAACCGUCUUUAUUGGACAAAAAGCAAACGUUGAAACGUCUCAGGCUUGCAGCUGUACGAGAUGUGGGGCAAAAUUUGUCGGUUCAUCUGAAUUCUAAUAAGAGAUUGGUCAUGGAAAAGAUCCAAGUAGAAUUAAACACAGAUGUUUCUGAAACAAAAUCAAAACCUUAUGUACAACAGUCUGUCACCGAGGAGCAUAUGGGUGUGGUAAUGUCAUUGUUUCAACGAAGCGACGACAACCAGAAAUUUUUAGUCACUUUGAACGGAUACAAUAACAACCUUAUCAAGGAGAAAGCCACGUCCGACGACGACGAACGCUUGGAAAUGGAGGUAAAUGAAGACGAUGAACUUGUGCUUUUAACAACACAAAAUGAUGUAUAUACCCAGAAUGAGUCAGAAACGUCUGUUUUUCAAGUAACCGAAGUGGAUGGUGAGAUGGAUGCGAAUGGAAAAGAAAGAGCGGAAGAGAAUAAUGAAAAUUGUAACACCGAGAAUGUCGAGAAGACUGAAGAGGUACCGAGGAAAAGGAGAAAAUUAAGUCCCAUAGUGUAUAAUAGAUCUCAUUCGCCCAGUCCUGCAGAUUUGAAGUCCAGCACGUUGACAAAUCCAUUGUUAAACAAACAUUCAGAGAAAAAAUCGCUAACAGAGAACGCAGUGACGGUAAUAGACAAAUCGAAGGAGAAGUGCAGAUACUGGCCGAACUGUACGUUGGGCAACAAAUGCGCGUACCUUCAUCCCGUUGUAAUGUGCAGCGUCUUCCCCGCUUGUAAAUUUGGAGACAAGUGCGCUUACAGACAUCCUAAAUGUAAAUUCGGGCUGGCCUGCACGAAACUGGGAUGCGUGUUCUCCCAUCCCGCUCAGCAGUGCAAGUAUCAUCCGUUCUGCACCAAGCCGGCUUGCCCGUACUCGCACCCGGCCCCGGCCACCGUCGAGGCGUCCACUCAGAGGGCGAAGUUCACGUGGCGCAGGCGAGACUGAACGGGCCGAGUAUUGUACAGAUGUACAAAUUCUUUCGUCUCCUAGCCGAACGGCGAACGGCUCGUUCGCGGACAGGGUUACCAUCGCGGGAUCACGCGUCGGGAUCGGACGCGAGCGUGUAGCGACCGCUGCAACGAUGCGGACUGAUUCCGAGACGGACGGAGCCGGUGUUACUGCCAGUCGCAUUCCGAAGACGUCUUACCGCGCGUUCUGUAUUAUACCGUUUCGCGAGUAACUCUAAGUAAACAAGCACAGCCUUCACAGUCUCGAGCAGCAGGGUAACAAUAGUUAUUUUCUUUCUUUCUAUCGCCCUGUAGCUGUUAACAAUUGUACGCGAUGGUAUUUCUGCUCGUGCAAAUUGUACAGACCAAAUAACUCCGGAAUAUAUCUUGAAUCAUAAACUUGAGAAGAAAUCUCGACAUUCGGUACUCUCUUAAUCUGUAUUAUACGUACACAUACAUACAUACAAACACAUGCAUACGUAAACAAGCACAUACACUUACACGUACACGCAUCGUACAUUCAUACGAGUAUAUCGGUAUACAUGAGUAUCAUGUAAUAUUGACAUACGUUUUGCAUUUGUCAAGUAACGAUCAACAUUCGCUCGAUCUUUCAUCCUUUGCGAAUCCAGUCGAAUGGAUUUCUGGUGAAUCGCGUUCGUUUCGUUCGGUAUCGCUUUGUCUCACGACAGAAUAUUAAUGUACCUUUGCGAAUCGACACACCUUCUCGAUUUAUACGUCCGGCCAUCUUCGCGGCAGUUCAUUCUUUUCUAUCGUUGCCUCAGACACGUUCCAUUUCAAGAGUUCUCACUUUGCGUAUUCAGAUUGAUUACGAGCUCUAUUUAUUACUCGAUGGCUGUGUAAUAAUCGUGAUGAUUCCAUUUUUGAUCGAAAAGGUGUCCGAAGAAGAGUCAUUAGGGGCAUAUUUAUCGUACACGAAUGCAGAAACGAAGGAAACAGGGGCAUUCAACGUUUUACGAUCGAUCGGUACGUUCCGUCGUGCGUUGCAAAAAUAUGUCAUUUCUGCCAGAGUAUCUUUAUUUAUGUAAACGUAGAACGUAACAGUGCGUUGAUCAUGCGACCAUUCGAUCGACCCCGGGUGUAUUUAAUUUAGCAUGAAAGUCGAUUCGUGCCGAUUUCUCAAUUCUUCCAGUUGGUUCUUCGUCACGAUGUGCAUGCACUCUCGACGUUCUGUCAGUAUUUUACCUAUGUAAUGGCCACAGAUAUUUUUAACCCUUUGCGGUCCGAAGUGCCCUUGGUUUCUCACUUUGAGAUUCAUGUUAGUUUAUUCAAUUACAGCUUGAUAUGACGCUCUAUUUAUUUAUUCCAGAAUAUUUGGGAGUCAUUGAAAUGUUAUCUUUAACACUAGAACUACCAGAUGGGUCAAAGUGACCCAUUCCUGAUGACUUUUUAUACAAUUACCGAGAAGGUACAGAUGUUUCUCUGAGAAAUCGUUAAAGGAGCUGAUUUAAUAGUCCCCACACUGAAAUAUAAACCAAUUGAAAUCUUAACCCUUUGCACUCGACAAUAUUUCUCAUGAAAAAUAUUCGUUACUUUCCGACUAAAUAUUAACGAUACUUUUCGCGACUAACACAAUUGAUUAUCUUGUUGUUUUGCGUUGAUACGUUACACAAGGUUUAAUAUCGAAUUGAAAAUUUGAAAGUUUGCUGCGUUGAAUCAGGUGGCGAUUGUAAGGCGCCCCUCGAGUGCGAAGGGUUAAUAAAUACACAGUUAUAAGUUUUAGAAAGAAAUUUGAAAAAGUCAGUUCGAGUGCCUGGUAGUUCUAGCGUGAAAUGGUACAACUGUGAUACUACAGAUAAAUGUAGAAAAAAUUGUCAAAACAGGUAGAGGUCGCAAUAAAACGACAUGGGACUGCUAAGGGUUAAUGAAAGGCAACUGGUCAGAGCUGGGUAGGAUUAGCCGGGAGAUUAAGAGACGUGGUGCUUUUAUAAUCCCCAUACGGCGACCCUCCGCUCGACCAACAACAACUGACCUACAUUUAUGGCACGUUAAGCUACCGGAAAUUCUCGUGGAAAGCUGUCCCAUACAUUUUGUUUCCACCAGGAUCGUCGGAUUUUGUUGCAGACGCUCGUUUUCCUUUUUGUUUCCCAACGUAAUGGAUUAAAGUCGAAAAUGUACACUCGACGCGACGCACAGAAUGCAUCGAGCGUGAAGGUAGACGGAGGGUAGAACGGUUUGUUCGCAGAAGGAUACCGAACGAAACGAGACACGUCGGAAAAGUGAAACUUUUUUGGCUUUCUUUUACUUUCUAGUCUUUAAGCCCGUAGACGGUACAACCGAACCAUCUUAUUCUUAGAAUUCUUGUCCUCGUUUCAAUGCAUAUUUAUGUAAUUCUCUAGUUAAUUAAAAGCCAGCAUUGUUCGAUCAUCGACACUUUAAGGCCGUUUUAUUAUUUCUUAGGCGCCAUCUUGGUGGACCUCCGGCGUUAACCCCUUGG
Messenger RNA from Nomia melanderi (Alkali bee), 4896 nucleotides. NCBI's taxonomy places the organism in Eukaryota, Metazoa, Arthropoda, Insecta, Hymenoptera, Halictidae. The record is from RefSeq and is a predicted model, not a curated record.